Messenger RNA from Racocetra persica, 482 nucleotides. NCBI's taxonomy places the organism in Eukaryota, Fungi, Glomeromycota, Glomeromycetes, Diversisporales, Gigasporaceae. The record is from the annotation of a GenBank genome assembly.
CAUUUACUAUAAAACGUCGUCGAAGUAAAAGUGUUUCUGAAACAGUAAAGGAAUCGGCCGUUGGAAUAGGGUUAUUCUUAAAAAAAAGCUUCUCUUAUCCAAUUAACUAUAUGACCCCUACGAUUAAGUACUUCUUUUCACAACCAAUAAUCAUCUUACUCAUGCUCGUGAGAAUUUUUGCCGAGGUGAUUUUACGGAUCUUAAAUUUAAGGUUUCCACCAUGGCUUUUUAAUGGAACCGCAUUAAAGGAUUUAUCUGCAACAUCACAGCAAAUUGAUUUACGCUUUCAGCAAGCCUGUUAUUGGCCUUGGCAAUAUAUGUUACUCCGAAUUAGAGAUUGGACGAAUACUGCGACAACACGUGCACAGUAUAUUAGUAUGUGGCUUGUAGCAAAUGAUAUCAUAAUAGGUGUUACUAUAGGAUCAUUUCUUAUCAAUAAUAGCGAGUACGUGGCAAAUAUCUUGUUAAAAGACUAUCUUGAU